Molecule: messenger RNA, 4117 nt
Organism: Erpetoichthys calabaricus (reedfish)
Lineage: Eukaryota; Metazoa; Chordata; Cladistia; Polypteriformes; Polypteridae
Gene: hip1rb
Product: huntingtin interacting protein 1 related b
Exons: 32
Coding region: 165-3401 (1078 amino acids)
Biological process (GO): endocytosis; clathrin coat assembly; actin filament organization
Cellular component (GO): clathrin-coated vesicle; actin cortical patch
Molecular function (GO): clathrin-cargo adaptor activity; clathrin light chain binding; actin filament binding
Source: RefSeq, a predicted model, not a curated record
UAAGUGUUGGAGAGGGGAGUUGUGUGGCAAUCGGCGUCUCGCGUGGGACCAUUGAUAUGUUUUUUUGUACCCUCCCCUCGUAAUUCCUGGAUUAAUUAAGAAGGCAAGAAGAAACCUACAUAAACAAGAAAUAAGGAAACAAGACAAGAUUGAAAAGCUUUAAGAUGAAUAAUUUAACGAUGAAUACCAUCAAGCAGGUGCCUGCAAGGGUUUUGAGCCGGAGAUCUGGAAACAGUUUGGAAGCGGAAAGGGAGCAUUUUGACAGGCAGCAGUGCACCAGCAUCAGCAAGGCAAUCAACAACAGUGAAGUUCCAGUCAAGGAAAAACAUGCACGCAGAAUUAUUCUGGGAACUCACCACGAGAAAGGUGCAUUUACAUUUUGGUCCUACGCCAUUGGCCUUCCCUUACCUAGCAGUUCCAUCCUAAGCUGGAAGUUUUGCCACGUUCUACACAAAGUCCUAAGGGAUGGACACCCCAAUGUUCUGCAAGACUGCUUGAGACACCAAAGCAACAUAAAAGAAAUUGGAAGUUUAUGGAGUCAUAUGCACGAUCGAUAUGGGCAGCUUGUAUCGCUGUACACCACUCUUCUAAUAACUAAGAUGAAUUUUCAUAGAAAGCACACAGAAUUCCCAUCAAACCUGGAAGUAUCUGAUGAUGGCCUUGAGAAAGCAGCUGGUACAGAUGUCAAUAAUAUUUUUCAGUUGACUGUAGAAAUGUUUGAUUAUCUGGGAUGUGAGCUCAAGCUGGCAGAGUCUGUUUUCCGACAGCUCAACACCUCAGUGGCCGUGUCUCAGACAGCAGCAGGCCAGUGCCGGCUGGCACCACUGAUUCAGGUGAUCCAGGACUGCAGCAACUUGUAUCAUUACAUUGUGAAGCUCCUCUUCAAACUACACUCCUGUUUGCCUGCAGAAACCUUACAGGGCCACCGGGACAGAUUUCAUGAUCAAUUUCACAGCCUUAAAAAUUUCUUUAAUCGCGCUAGAGACCUGCUGUACUUUAAGAGGCUAAUACAGAUCCCAAAGUUGCCAGAGAGUCCACCUAAUUUCCUCAGAGCUUCAGCUCUGGCAGAGCAUGUUAAGCCUGUGGUUGUGAUCCCUGAUGAAGAAGCCCCAGAAGAAGAAGAACCAGAAUCUUUGAUUGAAGUCAGUACAGCUCCUCAAACAGAACAGCAGAAUAUCGUUGACAUAUUUGACCAAACAUUUGGGCCUCCUAAUGGAUUUGUACAAGAUGAUAGAGACAUUCAGAUAGAUAACCUGAAAAAGGAAGUGGAGCUGCUUCGUGCUGAACUGGAGAGGAUCAAAUCAGAGGCUCAGAGGUAUAUUACACAGCUUAAGGCCCAAAUUAAUACCUUGGAAGCUGAGCUUGAAGAUCAAAGAAAGCAGAAACAGAAAGCUCUUGUCGACAAUGAGCAGCUCAGGAUAGAGCUUGAGAACUUGCGACAGCAAAAACUGGAGACGGAGAAUGCUCAGGGUCAGCUGGCCGAAGCAGAAAGAAAGGCCCAGGCUACAGAGCUGCGCUAUAACAAGCUGAAGGAGAAGCACAGCCAGUUGGUCAACAACCAUGCCGAACUCCUAAGGAAGAAUGCUGAUACAGCAAAGAUGUUAACAGUGACACAGCAAACGCAAGAAGAUGUGGCACGGACAAAGCAGCAACUAGCGUUUGAAAUGGAGCAGAUUAAACAGGAGUCUGAAAUGAAGCUUGAAGAACAAAGCCUUCAAAUGGAAAAUCUUCAAAGAGAAUUGGCCAAAAGUAGAGAAGAACUAUCUAUUAUUCGUAGUAAUCUACAAAGUACAGAAAAGUCGGGGGAAACGCUGAACAAGACCCUGCAGACUUUGCAGGUAGAGAAGGACACACUACGUAAAACCCUUUCAGAGCGGGAUGUGGAGCUGUCUUCUCUGAAGGAUGCCAUACAACAAAAGGACGUUUCACUUCAGCAGGAGAGGGAGCGGGGCUGCAGGGAGAGGGAGCAGCUACAAGGCAAGCUCAAGGACAAGUCAAUGAAGGAAGAACUACUUCAGCAGCGCCUUCUAGAUGAACAAUUUAAAUUGCUUCAGCAAACUGUGAAGGAAGCAGAAAACAUCAUCCAAGAUGCUGUGACUAGGUUAGAUGAUCCUCUGCACAUUCGUUGUACCAGCUCUCCAGAUUAUCUUGUCAGCAGAGCAGAAGCCACCCUGGACUCAAUCACAUCUGUACAGCAAGGACAUGUCGAAUACUUAAAGAACGAAGCAGAUGCCGGAACUCUGGUCAGACCGCUUACCCAGUUUGCUCACUUGACCGCGGAUACAAUAAUGAAUGCAAGCGCAACUGCACACACUGCACCGCUAAACCAUGCAGACAGUCUCACAGAGAAUUGCAGAGACUGUGCCAAAAACUGUUUCGAGUUUCUGGAGGACCUGAAGACUAAGAAGUCUUUGAAGCAUGCAAACCCAUCAGCAGUGAAAGCUGCUGUGCAGAACAUUUUGCAGUUGGGCCAGGAACUACGGCCCAAAAAUCUGGAUAUCCGACAAGAAGAACUUGGAGAUAUGGUGGACAAGGAGAUGGCUGCAACAUCAGCUGCCAUUGAAGAUGCAGUGAGAAGGAUUGAAGAAAUGAUGAACCAGGCUAGGAAAGGGAGUUCUGGAGUUAAACUAGAGGUCAAUGAAAGAAUUCUCAACUCCUGUACAGAUUUAAUGAAGGCAAUCCGUCUGCUUGUCAUGGCAUCAACAGACCUACAGAGGGAAAUAGUUGAGAGUGGAAGGGGGGCAGCAACACCAAAGGAGUUCUAUGCAAAGAAUUCCCGCUGGACAGAAGGCCUGAUUUCUGCGUCAAAAGCAGUAGGCUGGGGAGCAACGCAGAUGGUGGAGUCUGCUGAUAAAGUAGUGCUGCACACCGGCAAGUAUGAGGAGCUUAUUGUAUGUUCCCAUGAAAUCGCUGCAAGUACAGCUCAACUUGUUGCUGCGUCUAAGGUAAAGGCUGAUAAGAACAGUAACAACCUGUCAAGGCUUCAGCAGGCCUCACGCCACGUCAAUGAAAUGGCAGCCAAUGUGGUGGCUUCAACAAAAUCUGGGCAGGAACAGAUUGAGGAUAAAGACACCAUGGAUUUCUCUGGAAUGUCUCUUAUUAAACUGCGAAAAGAAGAGAUGGAGUCCCAGGUUAAGGUACUGGAGCUGGAAAGCAAGCUGGAAAAUGAGCGAAUGCGUCUGGGUGAACUGAGGAAGAAGCACUAUGAGCUGGCCGGAGGGCUAGAGGACAUGCCCACCGUGGAGCAGCCAAUCAAGACCGCUUCACCCGCUUCAGUGUGGAUGAGGCCCGGCAGCCUGAAGAAGCCUCCAGUUGCUCAGAAACCAACAGUGCCUCCAAAAUCCAACAAUCCGUUAAAUACAAGUGAUGGAGUCUACAAGGCCCAGUUAAUAGACUUUUAAACGCUUUUGCCAAUUUGGACUGAGGGUUUUUUGUGCGUCUUUGGGUGCAUCCAACUUGAGGUAUGUGGGUGCCUUGGCAGGGUCUCGGAACUUAAUGGGAACUCCUAAAAUGAGGCUUUAUGAUCCUUAACUGGCAAUAUAUUUUAUAAACAGUUGAACACUCUACCUAGGACUGCAUAAAGCACAACUACCAUGUAGCACAUACAACUGCAGAGCAAUAUGGUUUUUCUUAAUCACUGGUUUUUAAAUCUCAGAAACCAUUUUAAUUGAUUUUUGUUUCUUGAUUUUAAAGAUCAAUCUUGGCUAUGACUGUGGAUUGUGCGUAUAGUGUCUGUCUUCUCUGCAUUUCUAUAUAAGGAGUUAAAUGCGGUGCUUCCAUAUUAAUUUCAAAAGCCCUCUGCCUUUAUUUUAAAUAAAUCUAACAAAUAAUGUUAGGCCUUUUUACCUUUUUUAUGGUAGCAAUAACUUUAAAUGUAUUUGAAAACACUUGAUGAACACAAAUGUAUUAAAUGUCACCAUCUGCUGAGAUUUCUGCUUGUUUCAGUAAGAAAAUUAGCACACAUUUGGGUUUGUUUUGUAUAGAAAUGCCUAAUGAAGUUGCUUCCAAGUUAUUUAUUACUCUGAUUUUUAACUGCACUGAUCACCCACUGUCUGUACAUCUGUCUGUAAUUUUCAUAGGACAAUUUUAUGUAUAAAUAAAGGUAAAGUCUUUAGUA